This is a messenger RNA of Cladocopium goreaui, 552 nucleotides long. Lineage: Eukaryota; Dinophyceae; Suessiales; Symbiodiniaceae. The record is from the annotation of a GenBank genome assembly.
AUGAGAGGUCACGUCUUAUCAUCCGACUUGAGAAGAUGUGCCCCAGUGCCCAAUGAACAAGAGGGCCACCAUUAUACCAGGCUCAUUCUUCACCGUGACCUGAAGCCAAAGAACUUCUUCGUCACGGGUGGCGGUCCUGAAGCCCAGCCUUCAUCACCGUUUGCCGUGUCAAUUGCAGUGAAGAUUGCCGUUGUGUUCCCUUCAGAUGUGCCAAGACAUGGCCGCUUCAAAAUGACUGCAGGCUCCCUCCAGCUGGGCGACUUUGGCCUGGCCAAGAAGAUGGACAAUGAUCUGUCUUUGGCCGGGGGCGCUCUAGCUGUGCUGGGGCUGGUGCCCUUCCGGCUCACCUGGAUCACCGGGCUACGGAUCUUUGAAGUAUUGCUGUUGUUGGCACAGCGGUGCCGUGCAGGUGUGCAGGGGAGAGCCAUACGUUUGGAAUCUCAAUGUAUGCUGGAUCGACGUGUUCGAUUGUUUCGCAUUCGUUCAGGGCGUUUGUGUUCUGUUGCUUUGGUUGUGAUAGGCAGCAUGGCCUGUCACUUUAGAAUUUGCUAG